Messenger RNA from Galeopterus variegatus (Sunda flying lemur), 2921 nucleotides. It is a transcript of the gene CASD1, whose product is annotated as CAS1 domain containing 1. Lineage: Eukaryota; Metazoa; Chordata; Mammalia; Dermoptera; Cynocephalidae. The record is from RefSeq and is a predicted model, not a curated record. The transcript is spliced from 18 exons. Gene Ontology annotation, molecular function: N-acetylneuraminate 9-O-acetyltransferase activity. Gene Ontology annotation, cellular component: Golgi membrane. Bases 118 to 2511 code for a protein of 797 amino acids.
ACCCCGGCGGGAGGCGCGGGUGGCGGCCGCGGGGGCUGGCGGCGGCAUCCCCAGUGCUGCCCCUGUGCGGCGCCCCUUCCCAGCUCCGCCGCGCACUGUUGUCAUGGAGGAACCAAGAUGGCGGCUCUGGCCUACAACCUGGGCAAGCGGGAGAUCAACCACUACUUCAGCGUGAGGAGCGCCAAGGUGCUGGCGCUGGUGGCCGUGCUGCUGCUCGCAGCGUGCCACGUCGCCUCCCGCCGCUACCGAGGCAAUGAUUCAUGUGAAUACCUACUCUCAAGUGGCAGAUUUCUUGGAGAGAGAGUUUGGCAACCUCACAGUUGUAUGAUGCAUAAAUACAAAAUUAGUGAAGCAAAGAACUGCCUUGUAGAUAAACAUAUUGCAUUUAUUGGAGAUUCCAGAAUUCGUCAAUUGUUUUAUUCUUUUGUAAAAAUAAUUAAUCCCCAAUUCAAAGAAGAAGGAAAUAAGCAUGAAAACAUUCCUUUUGAAGACAAGAUUGCAUCUGUUAAAGUGGAUUUUCUGUGGCAUCCAGAAGUUAAUGGUUCUAUGAAACAAUGUAUCAAAGUGUGGACUGAGGAUUCUGUUGCAAAGCCCCAUGUGAUUGUAGCAGGAGCUGCCACAUGGUCCAUCAAGAUUCACAAUGGUAGCAACGAAGCGCUUUCUCAAUAUAAAAUGAACAUUACCUCCAUAGCACCACUUUUAGAAAAAUUGGCAAAGACUAGUGAUGUUUAUUGGGUCUUACAAGAUCCCGUUUAUGAAGAUCUAUUAAGUGAAAAUAGGAAGAUGAUCACUAAUGAGAAGAUAGAUGCCUAUAAUGAAGCUGCAGUCAGUAUUUUGAAUAGUAGCACCAAAAAUUCUAAAUCAAAUGUUAAGAUGUUCAGUGUUUCCAAAUUAAUUGCUCAAGAAACAAUCAUGGAGUCUUUGGAUGGCUUACAUCUUCCUGAAUCAAGCAGAGAAACUAGUGCAAUGAUUCUUAUGAACGUGUAUUGCAAUAAGAUUUUGAAGCCUGUAGAUGGUUCCUGUUGUCAACCUCGGCCUCCUCUUACUCUCAUACAGAAGCUAGCUGCUCUUUUUUUCACUUUAUCUAUUAUUGGAUAUUUAAUUUUUUAUAUAAUUCAUCGUAAUGCUCAUCGGAAGAAUAAGCCAUGUACUGAUUUGGAAAGUGGAGAGGAGAAGAAAAAUAUUGUCAGUAGUCCUGUGUCUCCAUUAGAAAUACUUUUACAGUCUUUCUGCAAACUUGGCCUGAUUAUGGCUUAUUUCUAUAUGUGUGACCGUGCAAAUCUGUUUAUGAAAGAAAACAAAUUUUAUACACAUUCAUCUUUCUUUAUUCCAAUUAUCUACAUCUUGGUUUUGGGAGUAUUUUACAAUGAAAAUACUAAAGAGACUAAAGUAUUAAAUAGAGAACAAACAGAUGAAUGGAAAGGCUGGAUGCAACUUGUGAUUUUGAUUUAUCAUAUCUCUGGAGCAAGUACAUUUUUGCCUGUAUAUAUGCACAUUCGAGUUCUGGUUGCUGCAUAUCUCUUUCAGACAGGGUAUGGGCAUUUCUCAUACUUUUGGAUCAAAGGAGACUUUGGAAUUCAUAGAGUAUGUCAGGUCUUAUUUCGUCUCAAUUUCCUGGUAGUGGUGUUAUGUAUAGUAAUGGAUCGGCCUUAUCAAUUCUAUUACUUUGUCCCUUUGGUCACUGUAUGGUUCAUGGUCAUCUAUGUUACUUUAGCACUAUGGCCACAAAUAAUCCAAAAAAAAGCAAAUGGAAAUUGUUUCUGGCAUUUUGGCUUACUGUUGAAACUAGCUUUUUUGCUGUUAUGCAUAUGUUUUUUGGCAUAUUCUCAGGGUGCAUUUGAGAAGAUAUUUUCUCUUUGGCCAUUGUCUAAGUGUUUUGAACUGAAAGGAAAUGUAUAUGAAUGGUGGUUCAGAUGGAGGUUAGACCGUUACGUAGUCUUUCAUGGAAUGCUGUUUGCUUUCAUCUAUCUGGCUUUACAGAAGCGUCAAGUACUUUCUGAAGGAAAGGGUGAACCUCUUUUUUCGAACAAAAUUUCGAAUUUUCUAUUGUUUAUUUCAGUAGUUUCUUUCUUGACCUAUUCCAUCUGGGCUAGCAGUUGUAAAAACAAAGCAGAGUGCAAUGAACUCCACCCGUCUGUUUCUGUGGUACAGAUUUUAGCCUUCAUCCUAAUAAGGAACAUCCCUGGAUAUGCUCGUUCAGUUUACAGUUCAUUUUUUGCUUGGUUUGGAAAAAUUUCAUUAGAGCUAUUUAUUUGCCAAUAUCACAUAUGGCUGGCAGCGGACACAAAGGGUAUCUUGGUACUCAUACCUGGAAACCCUAUGCUCAACAUCAUUGUCAGCACUUUUAUAUUUGUUUGUGUGGCACAUGAAAUUUCUCAGAUCACUAAUGAUCUUGCCCAGAUUAUUAUUCCUAAAGAUAACUCAUCUCUCUUGAAAAGGUUGGUAUGUAUAGCUACAUUUUUUUGUGGACUCCUCAUCUUAUCAUCUAUUCAAGAUAAAUCAAGACAUUAAGUUCCUAAAAUCCUAAAAAACUUAAAUGCUUCAGGCUUACUUUUUGUCUGCCUAGAGGACAAAAGCAUCUAUCUGGCGAUAUAAAUGUACAUGUAAAUAUAAACAUGUGGCAAGAGGACAGUUCAGUGAUGUCUGUGGAACAUAUAUGGUUGUAUAUAUUGGAAAUGUACAUAUCCAAUGUGAAAUACUAAAAAAUAAUUGAUGAACCAGAAUGCAUUGUAUAGGACUGCAUGUGAAAAGUCUUUUCUACUGUAUCUAUAUUUCCGUUUAUAAAUGAUUUUAAGUUAACAUAUGAAGGCAGGGAAAUGAUUACCUUUCCAGUAAAAAGUAUAGAUAAUUUAAUUAGCUUAGUGACACCACUGAGUGUUUUGAUAUUACUAAAUUUGUGGUAAUAAAACUGUCUGCUUCUA